Messenger RNA from Humulus lupulus (European hop), 3352 nucleotides. Its product is annotated as DNA replication complex GINS protein PSF2-like. Bases 317 to 721 code for a protein of 134 amino acids. Lineage: Eukaryota; Viridiplantae; Streptophyta; Magnoliopsida; Rosales; Cannabaceae. Gene Ontology annotation, biological process: double-strand break repair via break-induced replication; DNA replication. Gene Ontology annotation, cellular component: GINS complex; nucleus. The transcript has 6 exons. The record is from RefSeq and is a predicted model, not a curated record.
UAGGGCACUGAAUCUCUUUCUUUCUCUCUCUAUCGUAUACUCAGUCGCCUCUCUCAUCAUUCAGCUAGCCACCCCUCAUCUCAUCUCAUCUCCUCAUUCCUCUCUAUUUCACUCUCCUCCCUCCCAGCCCAAACGAAUGGAACAGACUGACCAGACCAGACUCGGCGACUCAGCGGCAGCACAGCCCAGCCGCACGACCACAACCCACGCACGCGACUGCUUCACGGACACGAAGCUGACCCUUCCCACUCUGGCGACUGCUUAACAGACAUGGAGCUCCGCCACACUGAUUCGUUUCCAAGCUCAUAGUCCAGUUAUGAUGAUGAUGAUGAUGAUGAUGAUGAUGAGGAGGAGGAGGAGGAUUAUGAUGAUGAUGUAUUAUAUAUAUAAUAGGUUUAUUAAAAAUCAUAAACACUUGAUUGAGAUGGCUGGUCAAUCGGAUCCUCACCCUUCUCUCUUUUCGGCAGAGGAGAUUGAGUUCAUGGGCGAGGAUGAAAUGAUCGAGUUUGUGCCCAAUAUGAGAAUGGAACCUCUUAAUUUAAUUUCGGGGGAUUACGGUCCAUUCUUUCCGCAGAUGGUUACCCAGGUACCCCUUUGGCUUGAAAUUGCUUUAAAGAAGAGAGGGAAAUGUGCAAUUCGACCUCCUUCUUGGAUGUCAAUUGGUUGGGAUCACAUAAAGCAUUACGAGAUACAAAUUUUGAAGAAGCUGACUGAAAAUUAGAGUCUUGGUGAAGAUAGUAUAGGUUGGCAACGCGCUUAGUAUUCCAAAUCCUCAAAAUUUGUUGCUGUAGAGUACAAUGUUCAUAAUUAAAUGUUAGUAUUAUAGGAGUGUGUUGGAUAAGUGAAGUAACAGAAAGUAAGUUAAAUAUGAAUUGUGGAACAUAUAGCACAUUAUGAAGAGUGAUAUGUUCAUUGAUUCUCACAAUGCCUACUUUCUGAACUUUGACAAAGGUUCCAUUUGGAAGUGUAACAUGGUUAGUAAUGAUCUUAUCAUGGAAACUUUGAAAGCAAUUGAUAUUAAAUCAAUUAUUGUGUGUUGCACCACUAUCUGGAAUCCAAGAAUGGGUUGAUAAUGGUUCUUUGUUACCAAAAAAAUCGGAUGCAGCUGGUUACAUUGGAGGCAGCUGGUAGAUGUGUGUCCACGCUUGGUACCCCUUGAGUUAGUUGUUGGCUGAGCAGAGAAAUUAGCUGCAUAGGGAGAGUCGUUUGACUAGGAGUAGAUUCUGAAGUGGAUCUGGAAGCUUGCAACGCUCUGGGCUGCGAACGAGUGGGAGGGUCAUUUGGUUUUUGGGUUUCUUGGCUUGUGGAGGAAUCAUUGAUAGACUUGCAAUUUCCAUAUCCUGGAGGAAACCUGUGAAGAAAGAAACACUUGUCCUUCAAGUGUCUUGGUUUAUGACAGUGAGAGCAUGUUGGUCUCAUAUUCUUGGUCCUAGAAUUAGGAAAAUUGGUAAUAGCUGCAAUAAUAGAACUUGAAGAAGAGCCAAGUUUACGUUGGCGUUCUUCUUGGAAAAUCGUUGAGUAAGCUUUGGACAGGGAUGGGAAGGGAUCAAUCAAUAAAACUUGAGCUCAAACAUAAUGAAAUGAUUCAUUUAGACCAGUGAGGAAUUUAAAAACCUGUUCUUCAUUUUAGAAAUCACCAUCGCAAAUGAAAGCAACACAGGUGCAAGGAGUACGUGGUCGAAGUUCAUUUAUCUUAUCCCAUAUGGACUUGAGCUUUGCAAAAUAGCAGGUAACAGUAUCAGCUCCUUGAUGUAGAGAAAUUAGGGUUUUCCGAAGCUCAAAAACCCUUGGUCCAUUGCCUUGGUCAAAUCGACUAUUGAGUUCAGACCACAUAGUCGCGGUUGUGUCGAGGAACAUUAUGCCGCUCUUGAUUUUGGGGGAGAUCGAAUGCAAGAGCCAAGACAUCACCAUCUAAUUGCAGAGAUGCAAUGAAUGAAAAAAGGGGUCGGUUAUAGCUGGUUGUGGAAGAGUACCAUUGAGGAACACUUCUUUAUUCUUCGCCCCAAUUGAGAUUUUGAAGUCAUGCCUCCAUUGUUGGAAAUUCUUAUCAGGGAGUGGAGGGGAGGCAAGAAUGAGCCCUGGGUGAUCUCUAGUGCCUAAGAAAUAUGGGUUGUUGUCUUCUUUCACAGAUCGAUCAAAAGAGGCAAAAACAUGAAAUCGAUUUUAUGUAUAUGUGCCAUCAUGUUCGCCGGGUUGUUGCAGUGGUGGUCCCUAUGGUGCAACGGUUCUUCUGAGUUGAGAUGGAGUACCAUGUUCGACGAUAGGCGGAGAAGGGUCAUUGGGCGAAUCAGAGUUGAGCAGAGAAGGGUCAUGGGGCGAUUUGAUGUAUACGUGCCACCAUGGUCGUCGGGUCGUUGCAAUGGUGGUCCCUCAGGAGUGAGAAUUAUUUUGGGCUGAGAUGGCGCAAGAAUGAGCGGACAAGCGGAGGGGAGGCAAGAAUGAGCCCCCGGGUGAUAUCUAGUGCCUAAGAAAUGUGGGUUGUUUUCUUCUUGGGAUGUUCAAUCAGAAGAGGCAAAACACAUGGACCGAUUUUGAUGUAGAUGUAGAUGUGCCACCACGGUCGCCAGGUCGUUGUAGUGGUGGUCCCUCAAUUGUGACGAUUCUUCUAGUCUGAGAUGGAUUACCAUGUUCGACGAGGCAGAGAAGGUUCAUGGGACGAAUCAGAGUUGAGUGGAACAUUGUUUGUGGUGAAGCUUCUUGUUCAUGUUCUAGCCAUACAAGAUGAAGGUAGGGUCUGGAGAAAAGAAAUCUUGGUGAGGAAAUCUUGAUUUUAGGUAUGGCCUGAUACCAUAUUAGGAAACAGAGAAGAAAAAGUAUUAUUCCUGAUGUCUUGUUUCUUAUGAUACAAAAGGACAAAGAGCUUGCUUUAUAUAGCAAGUGGGAAAAAGACAUUAAUACACUAAAUAGAAUAUCAUAACCAGCUAACUAAUCUUAGGUAACUUAAUAGAAAACUCUCGUGCUUAAGUUAAUAAGUAAAGAAAAGAAAAUCUUAUUCCAAUUCAACAAAAUAACAAGUAAGAAAAAUGAAUCAAAGGUCUUUUUUUCAAGUGAGGAAAUGGAUAUGUUUACAGGCAAAAGUUAAUAAGUAAAGAAAAGAAAAUCUUAUUCCAAUUGGUCCAUUUCAGCAUUGCUUUUAUUAAGCUUCCUUUAUUCUUUUUAAGUGGUAAUUAACACCUCUUCACAACAGAGGUGCAUAACCUUAAAUCACCUUCUGAUUAAGGGUGUUUAUUGGAUCACAUCCAAUACUUUUAAAUCUAUCUGAUCCGAUCUAAUCUAAUUGUCUAUUGAAUGUUAGAUUUUUGUACAAUCCUACUUCUACUAUUUUUCCUAUAAUAAUAAAACGAUGGUUCAU